AUGCAGGAAAUGGAGUUUCCAGAAGUUUCAGAAAUUUUAGAUAAAUAUAUAAAUAACAACGAUGAACAUCGUAUAAUAGAAGAUAAUUUGGUGGAAGGAGAAACAAUGGAAAAUAGUAUAAUGGAUUAUGAGCUCCAAGAUAAUAUGGUGGAAAGUAAAAUGAUAGAAAACAGUAAUAUGGAUAUGGAGUUACAAGGCAAUAUAGUGGAAGAUGAAACAUUAGCAAAGAGUUUAAUGGAGAUCCAAGAAAAAAGUCCAGAAAAAGAAAUGCUUCUGGAUAUUUCUUCUCCUUUUAAAAAAACUUUGUUUUGGCCAGAAGUAUCAAAAAAUACCACAAAAAAUGCAGAAAAAGUUCCAUCUGUUGCUACAUCUGUAGAGUGGCAGGAUUAUUAUAAAAAAAAAGAAACAAAAAAACUAGAGAAGGAAAAACAAAUUGAAGAAAGAAAAAAAAAGCGGAUCGAAAAUAGAGAACAAAAACAAAAUGAAAAAUCACUAAGACUGGUUUCAAAAAAACAGAAAAAAAAUAAAGAAAAUACUAAACCAGAAGAGGAAAGCAAUAAAGAAGAAUCUUGGUUUUGCCAAAUUUGUGAAGAAGAUUAUGGAAAUAUUGAAAGUAGGAAAACAUCCAGUGGCCAAGCAAAUUCGUCAAAAAAAAAGUGGAAAUAUGAAGACGUUAUGAGUUUCAUGAUCCCAUUUUAUAAAGAAAGGAGGCAAAAAUCAAGUAUUCAAAACACUGACAUACAAUUAGAGAACAACAAUGAUAUGUCAUUGUCAGGAGAUGAAUCUAACUUACAAGACUUGACAGAGGAACCUGUACACCCAAGAAGUGUGUCACCUGAACAUCCAAGAAGUGUGUCACCCGGAUCUUCCCAUUAUAGUACCUCUUCUACCACAACAAAAAUUAAGAAGCAGCAAACAUCCCAAGUGGCCGAAGUACUUCAAAAUUAUUUUCAUCAAAAGCAAUCCCUAAAAGUGGAAAGAAAGGCAGAUCCUCUGCAGAAAUAUUUCGCUGCGGUAGAAGAAACCGUAAGAACAUUUCCACCUGCACUACAAAUAGAAAUAAAACAAAAAAUCUCCUCCUUAUUAUCGGAUUAUGAACUUAAAAAUUUAAAUUUAAUGGAGGCUCAACAAAAUCCAACUCAAUUGCCUCAAAAUUUAAUGGCGCAUCAGCAAAAUGAAAUUCAAUUGCCCCAAAAUUUAAUGGCCCGACAUGAAACUCAAUCGCCCUCCCAAAUAGACCAAUAUCUACCACAGUUUACACAAAAGACACCCGCACAAGUUUUUCAGUCGAGACAAAAUGAAAUGAACGACAAUGAUUAUGAUAACAGCAGUUACAUAUACCAUAAUCUGAAAUAA
Molecule: messenger RNA, 1356 nt
Organism: Brassicogethes aeneus
Lineage: Eukaryota; Metazoa; Arthropoda; Insecta; Coleoptera; Nitidulidae
Source: the annotation of a GenBank genome assembly